AUGGGAGACAGGGAAUGGAUGGAGGGAGAAGAGACACGGCAGAAGGCAAACGGACGAAUGUUUCCCAGCUACAAGGUGAAGGUAACAGGCUUAAACCCCAAAGCAAAAUAUAUCUUACUGAUGGACAUUAUUUCAGCCGACGAGCAUCGGUAUAAAUUUGCAGAUAACAAAUGGUCCAUCAGUGGUAAAGCUGAGCCGGCGAUUCCAGGCCGACUGUAUGUGCACCCAGACUCACCGGCUUCAGGAGCUCACUGGAUGAGACAGCUCGUCUCUUUCCAGAAACUCAAGCUCACCAACAACCACCUGGACCCUUUCGGACAUAUCAUUUUAAAUUCCAUGCAUAAAUACCAGCCUCGCCUGCACAUUGUGAAGGCAGACGAGAGGAACAGCUUUGGCUCCAGCAAUACAAGUUUCUGCACACACUCAUUUCCUGAGACAACCUUCAUCGCUGUAACUUCCUACCAGAACCACAUAAUCACUCAGCUGAAGAUUGAGAAUAAUCCAUUUGCUAAAGGUUUCCGUGGAAAUGACGAUAUCGAAUUGCAUCGCAUGUCCCGUACACCAAGUAAGGAGUAUCCACUUGUACCACGUAGUACUGCAAGGCAGCGUGUAUCUCCACCCUCUCCUGACUCCUGUCUCUCUCAGGCAGAAUACACUUUGACACAAAAACCCAGUCCUGGCUACACCUGCUCUGACAUUUCAGGUGACCACACCCUCACUGAAACCCCUCCCACUCAUGACCCCACCUACCACCUCUUCACCUACCAGCUCUCUCCGGAGGUGACCCCUGUGCACAGCGCCCCCUGCAGUAUGGACACCACACAGCACCAGCCUUGCAUGUAUGGAAGCUCUCAGGUGGGCUUGGAGGACCUCAGGUGGGCGUCAUAUACAGACAGCACAACUUACCAAAGCUUUUCUUCAGCUAAAGAAAUGGGUGGGACAUUUGGUCCCCCCACUGACCUCUCUCAGGAACUGUAUCCACAAUACACCUGUGAGGUGGGUGUCCAGUCACACUGCAUGAUGACUGAUUUCUCGCUUUAUGCUUGCAAUCGAUCAUUCAGCCAAAACCAACAACCAAACAGCUGGUGCGGGGGGAGCUGAGCAAGUGUGUGUGUGUGUGUGUCUGUGUGUGUGUGUGUG
Molecule: messenger RNA, 1140 nt
Organism: Sinocyclocheilus rhinocerous
Lineage: Eukaryota; Metazoa; Chordata; Actinopteri; Cypriniformes; Cyprinidae
Product: T-box transcription factor TBX5-like
Exons: 8
Coding region: 1-1101 (366 amino acids)
Biological process (GO): regulation of transcription by RNA polymerase II; positive regulation of DNA-templated transcription; cell fate specification
Cellular component (GO): chromatin; nucleus
Molecular function (GO): RNA polymerase II cis-regulatory region sequence-specific DNA binding; DNA-binding transcription factor activity, RNA polymerase II-specific
Source: RefSeq, a predicted model, not a curated record